AAAGGGAAAAGACAGAGUCGUAAAGAGCUCUCUACUCUCUCUCUCCUUGUGACGGAAUCCCCAUGCUUUCAUUUCAUAAGACCAACCGCAAUUUCUUGAACUCAAAGCCACAAUUCAUAAAUAGAGCAUUGUGAGUGUGUCCCCAUCGUACUCAUUGCAGUUUAGAGAAAUACAAACCGACUGAAAUGAGUACAAAAGAAGCAACGGAUGUGGGGAGUACAAGUAGAAGAAGAGGCAGUGCUCCAAAAGCAGGUUCUGUUUGGGAGAGCAGAAUGAAAUCUGAUCAAGUGAAAGGUGGGAUUAAAGUGUUCGAUGCCACUCAAGAAAAUUCUGAUGAAAACAAAAUCAGCAGUGGCAGUAGUGCUAAUAAUACUGAGGUUCAGGAUGAUGUAAAAGUGAUUGUGAAGCCGAAGAGGAGUCCUGUGGGGGUGAGUGGGAAGAGAAAAACUUGGAAAUCAGAGAGUUUAGAAGGGAGCCCACUUCAGAUUGCAAGGCAAAGAUCUGAAUUGGGGAAGAAUUUGGAUGAACAGUGUAAAGAAUUGAGUGUUUCUGUUGAUGGGAAUGGAAAUGGGAAUGCGAAUGGGAAUGGGAAUGGGAUCAAGAAAAGCCCAGCUCAGUUUAAGAAAACAAGAUCUGCAGUAUUAUCGCAAAAGGGGACUGUUGAGCAAACUGGUGAUGCAAUUGAGAAGAGUUCAAGUCAAUUAAGUAAAGUUAAAUCAGAUUCCAACGAGACAUUGACUGAGAGUAAAAUUGACGGGAAAUCUGAAUUGAAUGAGGUGAAAUCUGAAUCCUCUGAUGGGAAUGGGAAUGGAAAUGGGAAUGUGAAGAAUUCACUUCAACUCCAGUUAGUAAAUACAGAAAAAGCAGCAGCCAAGAAACUGGAUUUAGAGGGCUUUUCUGAGGGAACUAAGAAGAACCCAACUGGAAUUGAUCAGUCAGGAUCUGAUCAAGAUUGUAAAGAGCUAAUUGUCUGUGAAGAAAAGGCGAUUACGAGCAUUCUCAAAACGCCGUCUGAUGACGAUUUUGUUGAUGGUGAAGAAGGUGAAGAAAAAGAAGAAGAAUGGGACGAAGAAGAAAUUGAUGAGGAGAAUGAAAAGAAAAGUCUUGAUAUUAAGGAAAUUACUGUAAAAGAACCAAAUCCAAAGAAAGUUGUGAUUGAGGAAAAGAAAUUUGUUCAUAGAAAUGAAAGAUCAGUGCCAGUUGUGAAGAAACAAGCCCCUCCUGCUGUAAAUCACGCCAGAAAAAUUCAUACCAGUCCAACAAAAACCAAGCCAAGUCAAGUUGAAGAUGAUUUUCAAAGAACUCCAAGAUCCCAUAGCAAAUUAGAAAGUUUUGUUGACUUGGUUAUGUGGAGAGAUGUAUCAAAAUCAGCAUUUAUCUUCGGGAUUGGAACAUUCGUUAUUAUUUCAUCUUCAUACACAAGGGAUCUCAACAUCAGCUUUAUUUCUGUGGUCUCCUACUUGGGCCUUGUGUACCUUGCUUCAAUCUUUCUUUUCAGAUCCCUAAUCAGAAGUAGGGGAGAAAUUGACAGAAGCCAAGAUUAUGUAGUUGGGGAAGAAGAAGCAAUUUGGGUUUUAAAAUUGGUUCUUCCUUACAUAAAUGAGUUCCUCUUGAAAUUAAGAGCCCUUUUUUCUGGGGAUCCUUCAACUACAAUGAAGUUGGCGGUGCUUCUGUUUGUGCUGGCAAGGUGUGGCAGCUCUAUAACCAUUUGGAAGAUGGCUAAAUUGGGGUUUUUUGGAGUAUUUAUCGUGCCAAAAGUCUGUUCAUCCUACUCUACACAGUUAACUGCAUUUGGUACAUUUUGGAUUCGAAGAUUUCGGGAUGCUUGGGAAUCAUGUUCUCAUAAGAAAGCCGUAGGAUUUGCCAUCUUCACUCUUGUUUGGAACCUAUCAUCAAUGGUUGCUCGAAUUUGGGCAGUGUUCAUGUUGUUUGUGGCCUUCAAAUACUAUCAGCAUUCUUUGAUGAGUAACGAAUGGACAGAAGAAGUGAGAAAUGAAGAUUCUUGGCAAGGACAACGACAAGGGCGCAGAACAACGUUAACAGAUAAUAGGAAGCAAAAGAAAACAUUCUAAGUUGCUAUAAUAUUUGUUGUAUUACAAGGUUUACAAGCAUAUGUAAAUUUAUAUUGAAAAUAAUGAGUUUGAGCCUUCGUUUUUUUUUU
Molecule: messenger RNA, 2161 nt
Organism: Olea europaea var. sylvestris
Lineage: Eukaryota; Viridiplantae; Streptophyta; Magnoliopsida; Lamiales; Oleaceae
Product: reticulon-like protein B21
Exons: 9
Coding region: 186-2072 (628 amino acids)
Source: RefSeq, a predicted model, not a curated record